Molecule: messenger RNA, 5481 nt
Organism: Aureobasidium uvarum
Lineage: Eukaryota; Fungi; Ascomycota; Dothideomycetes; Dothideales; Saccotheciaceae
Source: the annotation of a GenBank genome assembly
UUCAAACUGGCCUCGUCUUGCACAAUGGCUGGCCACACUGGAGACAAGCUCAUCGCCCUCGAGGCUAGGGAAGGCACGGAAUGUGUCCGUCUCGCCGAAGGUAAAUCCUUUGGUGCUGAGAAGAGUGUAGCCGGCGAGCUGGUCUUCUCGACUGGCAUGGUCGGCUACGAGGAAUCCAUCACCGACCCUUCAUACAAAGGCCAGAUCCUGGUCCUCACCUACCCCCUCGUCGGCAACUAUGGUGUGCCCGACAGAGACGAAAUGGACCCCCUGCUCAAGGACCUCCCUGCUCACUUCGAGGCGUCGGAGAUCCACGUUGCUGGUCUGAUCGUUGCUUCUUACUGCGGCGAAGACUACUCACAUUACCUGGCCACCUCUUCAUUGGGCAAAUGGCUGAAGGAGCAAGGUGUGCCCGCCCUCUGUGGCGUCGACACCCGCGCCCUCACCAAGAUCAUCCGCGAGAAGGGUAGCAUGCUCGGCCGCAUGAGACUGCAAAAGUCUGGCUCCGGUGCUGCUGCUCCCAUCACCAAUGGCAUCACCCUCAGCAACGGCGAGACCGCCGAGAAGCCCGAGUUCGAGGAGGUCGAGUGGUCCAACCCUAACAACCAGAACUUGGUCGCAGAUGUUUCUAUCAAGGAACCCAAAGUUUACUCGCCCGAACCGUCAACUGCUCUGAAGCACCCCUCAGGCAGACCCAUUCGCAUUGUCUGCGUCGAUGUCGGUCUCAAGUACAACCAGCUGAGAUGCCUCGUCAAGCGUGGUGUCGAGGUCCAGGUCGUCCCUUGGGACUACGACUUCNNCCCCUCAUUGGCUGGAAAGGAGUACGAUGGUCUCUUCAUCUCCAACGGUCCUGGUGACCCGGCACUGAUGGAGAAGACUGUCAAGAACAUCCAGGCCAACAUCCGCGAAGCCAGAGUCCCCAUCUUCGGUAUCUGUUUGGGACACCAGCUUCUUGCCCGUGCUUCGGGUGCCGAGACUGUCAAGAUGAAGUACGGUAACAGAGGCCACAACAUUCCUUGCACAAACUUGAUUUCCGGCAAGUGCUACAUCACAUCGCAAAACCACGGUUACGCCGUCGACUCGCGAACCCUGACCCAAGACUGGUCUGAGCUGUUCGUCAACGCCAACGACGGCUCCAACGAGGGUAUUAGACACACCAGCCGCCCCUACUUCAGUGUCCAAUUCCACCCCGAAAGUGCUCCUGGUCCCCAGGACACCGAGUUCCUCUUCGACGUCUUCCUGGAUGCUGUCCAGAAGGUCAUCAAGGACUCCAGCAUGAUGCACCAGCCCAUCAAGUUCCCCGGUGGUGAUCUUGCUGAGAACCAGAAGGCCAACCCCAGAGUCCACGUCAAGAAGGUCCUGGUACUUGGCAGUGGUGGUCUCUCCAUCGGCCAGGCCGGUGAAUUCGAUUACUCCGGUUCGCAAGCCAUCAAGGCUCUCAAGGAGGAGGGCAUCUACACAAUCUUGAUCAACCCCAACAUCGCCACCAUCCAGACUUCCAAGGGUCUGGCCGACAAGGUCUACUUCCUGCCUGUCAACGCCGACUUUGUCCGCAAGGUCAUCAAGCAGGAGAAGCCUGACGGUAUUUACUGCACCUUUGGUGGUCAGACUGCUCUGUCGGUCGGUAUCCAGCUCAAGGACGAGUUCGAAGGUCUUGGUGUCAAGGUUCUUGGUACUCAGAUCGACACUGUCAUCACCACUGAGGACCGUGAGCUCUUUGCCCGUGCCAUGGAGUCUAUCGGCGAGAAGUGCGCCAUGUCCGCCUCCGCAAACAACAUGGAGGAGGCGAUGGCCGCUGGUAAGCAGAUUGGCUUCCCUCUGAUUAUCCGUGCCGCGUACGCUCUUGGUGGUCUGGGCAGUGGUUUCGCCGACAACGAGGACCAACUUCGCGAGCUCUGCAAUAAGGCAUUCGCUGCCAGUCCCCAAGUCCUCAUUGAGCGCAGUAUGAAGGGCUGGAAGGAAAUCGAGUACGAAGUCGUCCGUGAUUGCCAAGACAACUGCAUUACUGUCUGUAACAUGGAGAACUUCGAUCCUCUGGGUAUCCACACUGGUGACUCUAUCGUCGUUGCUCCUUCGCAGACUCUGUCCGACAAGGACUUCAUGAUGCUGAGACGCACUGCCGUCAACGUCAUCCGUCACCUCGGCGUUGUCGGUGAGUGCAACAUCCAGUAUGCUCUCAACCCUGACUCCAGAGAGUAUUGCAUUAUCGAAGUCAACGCUCGUCUGUCGCGUUCCUCUGCUCUCGCCUCCAAGGCCACUGGUUACCCCCUAGCAUUCGUCGCUGCCAAGCUUGGUCUCGGCAUUCCUUUGAACGAGAUUAAGAACACUGUCACCAAGGUCACCUGCGCCUGUUUCGAGCCUUCCCUCGACUAUGUCGUUGUCAAGAUUCCUCGUUGGGAUCUGAAGAAGUUCACUCGUGUCUCCACUCUCCUCGGCUCUGCCAUGAAGAGUGUCGGUGAAGUCAUGAGCAUUGGUAGAACAUUCGAAGAAGCCAUCCAGAAGGCUAUCCGUGCUGUCGAUGUUAGCAACCUCGGCUUUCAGGAGACCAGCGCUCUCAUGUCCAUCGACCAGGAGUUGCAGACUCCCUCUGACCAGAGAAUGUUCGCCAUUGCCAACGCCAUGCACUCUGGUUACACCGUCGACAAGAUCUGGGAACUGACCAAGAUCGAUAAGUGGUUCCUGAGCAAGCUUAAGGGUUUGAGCGAGUUCGGUAAGCUCAUGAGCACCAAGAAGGUUGGCGAGGUUCCCUCGUCGCUUUUCAGACAGGCCAAGGAGCUCGGUUUCUCAGACAAGCAACUGAGUAUCUUCUGGUCUACUAACGAGCAGACCGUCCGCAAGCACAGACUCGAAUACGACAUCAUGCCUGUUGUCAAGCAGAUUGACACAGUUGCAGGCGAGUUCCCGGCAUUCACUUCGGACGUUGAGUUCAACGACAAUGGCGUAAUGGUGUUGGGAAGCGGAGUCUACAGAAUUGGCUCCUCCGUCGAAUUCGACUGGUGCUCGGUCCGCACCGUGCGUACUCUCAGAGAGCAUUCGUACAAAACUGUGAUGGUCAACACCGUCUCCACCGAUUACGACGAGGCCGAUCGCCUGUACUUCGAGAACAUCACCCUGGAGACCGUCCUCGAUAUCUAUCAGCUCGAGAACUCCAGCGGCGUCAUUCUCUCCAUGGGCGGUCAGACUCCCAACAACAUCUCUCUGCCUCUUCACCGUCUCAACGUCAAGAUCCUUGGUACCUCCCCUGAGAUGAUCGACUCUGCCGAGAACAGAUACAAGUUCUCGCGUAUGCUUGACAGAAUCGGCGUCGACCAGCCUCAAUGGAAAGAGCUGACCAGCAUCGAUGAGGCUAAGAAGUUCUGUGAUGCCGUGUCUUACCCUGUACUCGUCCGUCCUUCCUACGUUCUUUCAGGAGCCGCCAUGAACACGGUCUACUCAGAGCACGAUCUUGCCAAUUACCUCAACCAGGCUGCUGAGGUUUCCAAGGACCACCCUGUUGUCAUCACCAAGUACAUCGAGGGUGCCAAGGAGAUUGAGAUGGAUGCUGUUGCCCGCAAUGGUACCAUGAUCGGCCACUUCAUCUCUGAACACGUCGAGAACGCCGGUGUUCACUCGGGUGACGCCACCCUGAUCCAGCCCCCUCAGGACUUGGACGCCGAGACCGUCAGACGAAUUGAAGAGGCUACCAAGAAGAUUGGUGAGGCCCUCAACAUCACUGGUCCUUACAACAUUCAGUUUAUCGCCAAGGACAACGAUAUCAAGGUCAUUGAGUGCAACGUCAGAGCUUCAAGAUCCUUCCCCUUCGUCUCGAAGGUCACUGGUGUCGACUUGAUCGAAUUGGCCACCAAGGCUAUGACUGGUCUUCCCCUCCAGGAAUANCCCCCUGUCACCAUGCCUAAGGAUUACAUCGGUGUCAAGGUUCCUCAGUUCUCGUUCUCGCGUCUUUCUGGAGCCGACCCCGUUACUGGUGUAGAGAUGGCUUCCACUGGUGAGGUCGCAUGUUUCGGUCGUACCAAGUACGAGGCUUACAUGAAGGCACUCGUCGCGACCGGCUUCCGCCUCCCCAAGAAGAACAUUCUUCUGUCUAUCGGUGCUUACAAGGACAAGCAAGAGUUGUUGCCUUCCAUCGAGAAGCUCCACAAGCUCGGCUACAGCCUGUACGCAACUGCUGGUACCGCUGACUUCCUUGAGGAGCAUGGAGUUCCUUGCAAGUUCUUGGAGGCUCUACAGGAUGACGAACAGAGAACCGAGUACUCGUUGACUCACGCUCUUGCCAACAACUUGAUCGACUUGUAUAUCAACUUGCCAUCAAGCAACCGCUUCCGUCGUCCUGCCAACUACAUGUCUAAGGGUUACCGUACUCGCAGAAUGGCUGUUGACUACCAGACCCCUCUGGUGACUAACGUCAAGAACGCCAAGAUUCUGAUUGAGGCUAUUGCUCGUGACUACGACAUGGCUAUCAGCAGUAUCGACUACCAGACCUUUGCCGAGCUUCCCUCGACCUCUCUGGAAGAGCCUGUUGCCAAGCAGACUCCCUCUCUUCAAGAACUCCUUCACAACUCUCCUUUCAAGGGCAGAGACAUCACCUCGGUCAACCAGUUCACGAGAAAGGAGUUGCAUCUUCUCAUGACUGUCGCUUCGGAGAUGCGUCUGGGUGUUGAGCGCGACGGUGUUCUUGAUAUCCUCAAGAACAAGCUUCUCUGCUUGAUGUUUUACGAGCCUUCUACUCGCACUUCAUCUUCCUUCGACGCUGCCAUGAAGCGUCUUGGUGGUCAGUGCAUUAUGAUCAACGAGUCCCACUCGAGCACUAAGAAGGGCGAGACUCUGUCGGACACCAUUCGCACUCUUGACCAGUACGGUGACGCUAUUGUCCUCCGCCACCCCGAGGAUGACAGCGCCGACGUUGCUGCUGAAGCUGCCGACCACCCCAUUAUCAACGCUGGUAACGGCUCCCGCGAGCACCCUACCCAGGCUUUCUUGGAUCUUUUCACCAUUCGUGAGGAGCUUGGUACCGCCAAUGGUCUUACCAUCACCUUCGUCGGUGAUCUCAAGUACGGCCGCACCGUGCACUCUCUUUGCGAGGUGCUCAAGCACUACAACUGCACGAUCAACCUCGUGGCACCCAAGCAGAUCGGCCUCCCCGAGAAGGUGCGCAGCGCCCUCCAAGGCCGCGGUCAACUCGGCGCCGAAUCUCACGAGCUGACGUCUGAGAUCGUUGCCCAAUCCGACGUCAUCUAUUGCACCCGUGUGCAGAAGGAGCGCUUCGAGGACCUGUCUCUAUACGAGCAGGUCAAGGAUGGUCUUGUUGUCAGCGCCGCUACCCUCAAGCACGCAAAGAAGAACAUGAUUGUCAUGCACCCUCUUCCUCGCAACUUGGAGCUCAGCCCCGAGGUUGACAACGACCCCAGGGCUGCUUACUUCAGACAGAUGAAGUAUGGCAUGUUCGUCCGUAUGGCUCUUUUGGCCUUGGUCAUGGCAUCAUAA